CCAUCACCUCCUCUCUCCUCACACCUGAACCCGAUCCAGCUCUCGUGGACACUGUCGAGAGCUCAUUUGACAUCUUCUCUCUCUUUUGAUCUUUGCCAUUCUCUCAGUUCGUCUUCGUGGACUACCGCCAAGAUGACGCUCGAAGCUACCAUGAUCAUUGUCGACAAUAGUGAAAGCAGUCGGAAUGGAGACUAUACCUCGACACGAUGGCAAGCACAGGUCGACGCAGUCAGCAUCAUCCACAACAGCAAGAUGCGCGCAAAUCCCCAAUCCGCCGUUGGCCUCAUGAGCAUGGGUGGUAAAGGCCCUGAAGUCCUUGCGACAUUCACAUCCGACUUUGGCAGUCUGCUGUCUGGCCUUCACCGGACAAAGAUCCAUGGUACUUCGCAUCUGAGCUCUACCAUCCAAGUUGCUGGGCUUGCGCUGAAACACCGCCCCGAACGGUCCCAGCAUCAACGGAUCAUCGUGUUCUCAUGCUCGCCGAUCGAAGAAGACGAAAAGUCGCUCGUGAAAUUGGCAAAGAAAAUGAAGAAGAAUAACGUUUCGAUCGACGUCGUUGCAUUCGGUGACCUCGAGUCCGAUCAGACUAAGAAACUCGAGGCCUUCGUCGAGAACGUCAAGGGUGGAGCCGGCUCCCACCUGGCCAUCAUCCCGCCUGGUCCCAAUCUCUUGAGUGAGGAGCUCCAGAUGACUCCGAUCCUCGGGGGCGAAGGUGUUCCUCCUGGUGCUACGGGAGGUGAAGGGGACGCCGGCGCAUUUGGAUUCGAAGAUGCUGCCGAGAACGACCCCGAAUUGGCGUUUGCCCUACGGUUAUCUCUUGAGGAGGAGAAGAAUCGACAGGAGCGUGAGAGACGAGAGCAGGAGGAGAAGGCGACUAAGGCGUCGUUGGAAGGCAUCUCCGAGGAGGGACAGCAUAACGGGGCAUCCAGCGGGGACAAGGAUAAGAAGGAGGACGGAGACAAGAUGGAUACCGCGUAAAUGGAAGGCGGAUGAUGUGAUUGAUGCAUACCCGGCGUUUUCAUUUGUCAUCUUUUUCUUUUCUUUUAUUUAUUUUCUUUUUCUCUAUGUUUGUAGUUCUGGAAGCCCUUGGGCAACGGUUGCCAUAGAAUUCAACUGAAUUCAAACCACGCUCAUGUCAUUUCAGAUAUCGUGGAUGGCUCAUAAAGUAUGUACAAAUGAAAAAGUAAUGGUGUAGCGCCAGAAAGAAAGAGACCGAUUAAUUUAAUUAGUAUCAACACGUAUGCGGACAGAGGAGCUCUAGUUCUACGCCCGCCCCCUCAACCAACCAACCAAAUGCCUAUCAAAAGCCUCACAUCGCACGGGCAUCUCCAGCUGAUAGAACGGAUUCUUCAAGACAUAAUCGGCGAACAGCUCGUAGAUCUUCUUUAUCACCGCAUCGACAUUUGUCAUAAGCGGAUCCGUGAACAGGAGGAACUUUGUCCCCGUCAGAGUCUGAAAACACGUCAGACGGAAUUUGUCCGUUUCGAGGACCUCAAGACCCGAGGGUGGCAGUCCCAGAUUUGGAUAUGAGUAGGCAGCUGGCCCGGCGGGCGUGGGAGUCGAUGUUCCGGAUGUUGCUGAGGCUGUUGUUGGCGCGGAGGGGAGUUUGGGUGUUAGGGAACGGGUAAUGGCGUGGACACUAGGAUGAUUCAAGUACAUGUCAGCUUUUUUUAUUUCUCUUCCUUAGAGAGGUCUGGAAUACCCGUGAAAUGUCCCCGCGAGAACGAGGUAAUCGUUCGUGGAGAGUUUGUUUAACCCGGGCUGGAAUUCGCGCUGGUAGAUCAAUCCGCCGGCUUUGUUGAUGAUAAUGAGGGAGAAGACGGCCCUGUGCGGUAUCACGGUGAGUGAGUCGACUGCCUGGGUAUGGGGAGGAUGAGCUCCAUGAUAGCUGUCAAACGUACAUGAUGGCUGACUUUGUUGGGAUCGGAUUGCCCCUAUCGGCCACGGAUGGGGAGGGAGAAAAAUGACAAUGUUAUCAUUCGCAAGACAUCACUUCUUUUGCCAAAGAGAAUCCCCAUCAAGGGGGUAUGCAGCUGGCGUUGGGGAGGCGCAGGAGUCGAGGAUGCGCUCCAAGGUGGAGGAAGC
Messenger RNA from Monascus purpureus, 2085 nucleotides. The record is from the annotation of a GenBank genome assembly. Lineage: Eukaryota; Fungi; Ascomycota; Eurotiomycetes; Eurotiales; Aspergillaceae.